UGUUGGAGUCGUGCCUGGCCAUGCAAUCAUGAGUGAACAGGGAGUACAGGAGGGGACUGAGCACUCACCCCUGAGGGGUGAGGGGCCCCCGUGUUGAAGAUCAGCGUGGCGGAUGUGUUGUUACCUACCCUUACCACCUGGGGGGUGGCCCGUCAGGAAGUCCAUGAUCCAGUUGCAGAGGGAGGUGUUUAGCCCCAGGGUCCUUAGCUUAGUGAUGAGCUUUGAGGGCACAAGUAAAGUACUGUGUUUAAGUAAAAAUACUAAUUAUGUCCCAUUUGGAACACUGUCAAGUAGAGAAAAAAAUCUGAUUGGGUGGGCCUGGCACCCCAGUGGGCCCAGGCCCACCUGUGCCUAUGCCCCUGUAAGCACUAUUACUUAUUACUAUUAAUAUUCCUGUAAUAAUCCACCAAUUUAGAGGUCUCUGUUCCUCUUUCAUUAUCCGUGCUCAUUAUCUCAAAAAUAGCUCCUCUAUCUCUCCCUUACCUCAUUUUGGCUAACAGAUGCUCAACAUUCGAUGGUUGGCAUUUGGCAAUCUAUCCCCAUUCUUCCAGAUUAGCUGGAUGUUGAUGCUUUGCGGAUGUUAAGAGGAGGAUCUAGGAGGAUGAAGUGAUAUGAUGUAAAUAUUUGGAGUUAGCAGAUUGCAUGACAGUGAGGUUAAAACCACUGGCAUUUGGGAGACACUGGAAAAUAGGAUAGGUUUACAGGAGUACAAUAAAUAGUUUUGUUGUGCAGACUGGAAAGCAACUGAAAAUAUUGGCAUAUUUUAACCUCUUUUAUGAUCAAUGGUUUAAAUAAAUCCAUAGAAGCUAUCCAGAAAAGCAUAGCAGCUUCUAUACAAAUCAGUUCAGAAUAAGCAUGUGGAACAGACAUACAGUGAACUCCAAAAGUAUUGGGACAGUGACACAUUUUGUGUUGUUUUGUCGCUUUACUCCAGCACUUUGGACUAUGGGGUUAAAGUGCAGACUGUGAGUUUUAAUUUGAGGGUAUUUGUAUCCAUAUCGGGUGAACCGUUUAUAGAUUACAGCACUUUUUAUACAUCGUCCCCCCAUUUUUAGGAGCAUAAAGUAUUGGGACAAAUUCACUUCUAGGUGUAUUUAAGUAGUCAAAAGUGUAGUAUUUGGUCCCAUAUUCCUAGCACGCAAUGAUUACAUCAAGAUUGUGACUCUACACACUUGUUGGAUGCAUUUGCUGUUUGUUUUGGUUGUGUUACAGAUAUUUUUCUAUUGUGCCCAAUAGAAAUGUAUGGUAAAUAAUGUAUUGUGUCAUUUUGGAAUCACCUUUAUUGUAAAUAACAAUAGAAUGAGGUAUGAUAUUUGUGCAUCUGCAACUUUCUCACUCAUCAUUAUUCAUAAUUAAUUCAGGACUAUCAGUAAUCAUUGUAGAGUCAACAUUUAACGUAGAAGUGUUUAGAAACAAGUUUGUAGAGUCACAAGCUGGCUAGUUUAAUACACCUAUAAGUGAAUUUGUCCCAAUACUUUUGGUAUCAGUUCAAAUCCAAACUGCUGGAGUACAGAGCCAAAACAACAACACAAAUGUGUCGCUGUCCCAAUAGUUCUGAUCACUGCGUGUUGAAAUCUAUUCAUGUUGCCGUCGCAAUCUCCGUGCAAUUCCAUGGAAAACCCUUGAUGCAUACACUGAAUGUGGGCUACAGGCUUUUUAUUUUUAUCUGGGAGGGGGGGAAUCAUGUUUAGAAACUGUUGGUUGUAUUAUCCACACCCCGCCCUCCCCUGGCUCCAGUUUGUAGGUUACUGAAAGAUUUCAGCGACUACAGAUAAGAAGAUUACAGAGGAAUUAACGUCAUUCCUUUGUCAUUAUAUGAAUAUAUUGAUAUUUGAUUUUAAUCAGAGGGAGUGGAGAGAGGAGGGCAGGAACAACAGGAUGUGCCCUGAGUAGCAUAGAAACACGAGUCAGGGGAACUGGCACUAGGGCACGGGCAGGCGAAAACACAAGCUGGGGGAACAGUUUGUGGCACUGGAGCCGAUCAUUGGAUGCUUGGAUCAACGUGCAGCAUGUAACAGAGGGUUGGAUAACACCGAUCUUUCAGAGCUCUGCAUGUGUUUUUGGUGAGGUGUAUAUGGUUGCUGCUGGGAUAUGGAUGGGCCGCCGGAUGGGGACAGUAGUGGCGUCCCACUGACCUGGAGGAUUUCUGUGAGAUAGACUCAAGACGCAGUGGGAGCACCUCCUGGUUGCUUCUGCUCUUCCAGCCUCAGACAUGAACCUGGUGCUCCUGGCCUUCAGGCUGAUGUGCCUGGCCUGGCUGUGGCCUGUCACUCUGCACAACGGCAGCCACCAACCCAACAAGAGGAGGCACAAGGACGUGUACCUUGGGGAGAACAGCAAGAACCAACACGGAGGACGAAUAGACUAUAAGAUGAAAAAGUCUGACAGCACCAAGUCCCUGCUAAUUAAAUCUGAACAGCUGCUCCGUAUCGAGGACCAUGACUUUGCAAUGCGGCCUGGCUUUGGAGGGGCAGCUAUUCCUGUGGGCAUAGACGUGCAGGUGGAAAGCAUUGACAGUAUAUCUGAAGUCAACAUGGACUUCACCAUGACUCUGUACCUGAGACACUACUGGCAGGACGACCGGCUGGCCUUUCCUUCCAGCAGCAAAAAGAGCCGGACAUUUGACGCUCGGCUGGUGAAGAAGAUCUGGGUGCCGGAUGUGUUCUUUGUCCACUCCAAACGUUCCUUCAUCCAUGACACGACCAUGGAGAACAUCAUGCUGAGGGUGUACCCUGAUGGCAACAUUCUCUACAGUGUCAGGAUCACUGUGACUGCUCUUUGCGCCAUGGACUUCAGUAGUUUUCCUUUGGACACACAGAAAUGCUCUCUGGAACUGGAGAGCUAUGCGUACAAUGAGAACGACCUCAUGCUCUACUGGAAGAACGGGAACGAUUCAUUAAGGACUGAUGAGAUCGUUCUCUCGCAGUUUUUUAUUGAAGAAUUCCACCCUUCCUACGGGCUUGCCUUCUACAGCAGCACGGGUUGGUAUAACAGGCUCUACAUAAACUUCAUCCUCAGAAGGCACAUCUUCUUCUUCAUGCUGCAGACCUAUUUCCCCACCAUGCUGAUGGUGAUGCUCUCCUGGGUGUCCUUCUGGAUUGACAGGAGGGCUGUGCCUGCCAGAGUGUCACUGGGUAUCACAACAGUUCUGACCAUGUCCACCAUCAUCACAGGCGUGUCAGCCUCCAUGCCUCAGGUGUCUUAUGUAAAAGCUGUGGACAUCUACCUGUGGGCCAGCUUUCUGUUCGUCUUCCUGUCCGUCAUUGAGUACGCCGCUGUCAACUACUUCACCACUGUGGAGGAGAUGAAGAAGCUCAAAGGGGGAAAGAUCCCUGCAGAUUUCAAUGCCACUCAAACUAUGGCUUUUGACGGAUGUUACCAUGACAAUGACAUUGACCUGACACCCUUCCCAGAGCUCCCCAGCACCCCCAACACAGAGCGGAGUCGGACGGCCACGUCGAGGAACUCUGCUGCAGAGCCCCCACCCACAGAGGGCACCAGGCUACGACGCAAAAAAUCCAUCAAACACAACCUCAGCUUCAUCAUGAGUAACAGCUACAUGAUUGACUCCUACUCCAGAGUCGUCUUCCCCAUGACCUACCUGAUGUUCAACAUCAUCUACUGGAGCUUGUACUCAUGAGUGUGUACUCUACUAAUAAAUAUUGAUAGAACUACACUGCAGAACUACACUGCAGAACUACACUGCAGAACUACACUAGAGAACUAUACUGCAGAACUACACUGCAGAACUACUCUGAAAAACCAUACUAGAGAACCAUACUAGAGAACCAUACUACAUAACCAUAGAGCUAGAGAACUAUAUUCCAUAACUAUACUAGAUAACUACACUGCAUAACUAUACUAGAAAACUAUUCUACAGAACUAUACUACAGAACUACACUGCAUAACUGCACUACAUAGCUAUACUACAGAACUGUAUUGCAGAAUUAUACUGCAGAAUUAUACUACCAUACAUGAUCUAAUAGGUUAUUCACACUGACAACAGCAUCAUCAUCAAGCCGUUGUAUUCUGCCACCCAUUGGAUUAUGACCUUAACCAUUGGUGUCUACCAGAGUGCAUUGUGGGAGUUUUGGACUGUCAAGCCAAACUGAAGAAAAGAGACUAUUGAGUAAACCUGCUUUUUAUUAGAAAUCUGCAUUCAGAUGGGAAGUUGGUGGUAGUGUUCAUGGGAGUGUUUCUAUUGUGAUUAGGGUUGCAUACUGGUAAUUCACCAGAAAUGCCACAUUCAUUAACAGGUCAUCUAUGGCAAUGGUAACUUUGGUCAUUUAUACUUGAAUAACUUUUGAAAAAAUGUAGCCAUAUGUAGUAAUCAUUUUUUUCUUCAUAUAUAUGUGUCCAUAUUGUCCAUGAAUUUCUAGUGGAUAGACUAUGGUUCAAGAGAAAAUCGCCCAAUUUAAUUUUUAACAGCAUCUAAUCGACCAAUGACAUUCAUUUCAAUUAACUCUGAAACUCUGCAACUCUUCCAACAAUUGACUUUUUUCACAACUGCCACCAGUUUGGUGCCAAAAAAUCUACAAAUACAUAUUGAAAUAGUAAAAUAAAUAAAAGUGUGUAAAGAAAAUAUAAUGGAUAUUUGAUGCUGAAACUCUCAUAUUAAACACCAAUGGCAUUCAUUAAAUUGCUGGUUUAUAUUUAGGAUAAUGUUUUACAGAUUUGUAUAAUUUUAGAAUCAUCUUAUUUGAGUAUUUUAAAUGUUUUACAUGUCGUAAGGCCACACAGAUGGCCAGAGAUAAUGACAGACACCUGUGGUAAUCUGAAGUACCCAAAAAGGGCCACUAGAUGUCUUGUGAUAAAUUACAUUUAAUCCUUUAAAAAGUUACUAAAAAAAUGGUGGUAGUUUACUGGUCAACUUUGAAAGUUUCCAGUAAUAUACUCUCCGUUUGCAACCCGAACUGUAAUGGACAGUUGUUUUUUGUUCACUGGUUUAUACAUUUAGUUAAUGUGAGUAGUAUGAAUUUAAAUGUGCAUGAAAAUGAAUGUAUACAUGCAUGUGUCUGUCAAAUCAGUGAAUAUAAGUAAAAAUACUAUAUCAUAUUAGCUUAAAAUAAAACGUUUAUUUUAAUUUA
Messenger RNA from Oncorhynchus nerka (sockeye salmon), 5087 nucleotides. RefSeq names its product gamma-aminobutyric acid receptor subunit rho-3-like. Gene Ontology annotation, molecular function: extracellular ligand-gated monoatomic ion channel activity; chloride channel activity; neurotransmitter receptor activity. The record is from RefSeq and is a predicted model, not a curated record. Gene Ontology annotation, cellular component: GABA-A receptor complex; synapse; neuron projection. The coding region runs from base 2213 to 3640 and encodes 475 amino acids. NCBI's taxonomy places the organism in Eukaryota, Metazoa, Chordata, Actinopteri, Salmoniformes, Salmonidae. The transcript is spliced from 9 exons. Gene Ontology annotation, biological process: nervous system process; regulation of membrane potential; signal transduction.